Molecule: messenger RNA, 2284 nt
Organism: Tripterygium wilfordii
Lineage: Eukaryota; Viridiplantae; Streptophyta; Magnoliopsida; Celastrales; Celastraceae
Product: dynamin-related protein 1E-like
Exons: 15
Coding region: 227-2071 (614 amino acids)
Cellular component (GO): cytoplasm; microtubule; membrane
Molecular function (GO): GTPase activity; microtubule binding; GTP binding
Source: RefSeq, a predicted model, not a curated record
GUCCAAUUGACUGCCUGUCACGAAUUUCCCAAAACAGACGAACCAAAACCCAUUAUUCGUAUUUUUUUAGCAAAAUAUAUAAUUUCUGGAAGUUUUAUUCAAAGGCGUUCGUUUGAUCAUUUCAUCUCAAGCUCGCUCUUUCUUCUUAGAUUCUUUGUCCUUAAGUCUUUAGACCAGUCUUCUUAGGAUUCUUGUUGCUUCUCGUGCUUGCUGUCUAAGUUUGAAGAUGUCGUCCAUGGAGAGCUUGAUAGGGUUGGUGAAUCGGAUCCAGAGAGCAUGUACGGUUCUUGGAGACUAUGGAGGCGGCGAUAAUUCUUUCUCUUCUCUCUGGGAAGCUCUUCCUUCUGUUGCGGUCGUCGGUGGUCAGAGUUCAGGGAAGUCUUCGGUUUUGGAGAGCAUAGUGGGGAAGGACUUUCUUCCCAGAGGAUCCGGAAUUGUGACUAGACGGCCUCUGGUCUUGCAGCUUCACCAGACUGAUGAUGGGUCACCGGAGUAUGCCGAGUUUCUUCACCUUCCCAAGAGAAAAUACACUGAUUUCGCUUUGGUUCGCAAGGAAAUUCAGGAUGAAACUGAUCGAGUAACAGGGAAGACAAAACAAAUAUCUCCUGUUCCUAUCCAUUUAAGCAUAUAUUCUCCCAAUGUUGUCAACUUAACCUUGAUUGAUUUACCUGGAUUAACGAAAGUUGCUGUUGAGGGACAACCUGAAAGUGUUGUUCAAGAUAUUGAAAGCAUGGUCCACUCUUAUGUUGAGAAGCCCAAUUGUAUCAUAUUGGCAAUAAGCCCGGCAAACCAAGAUAUAGCAACAUCAGACGCUAUCAAACUUGCUAGGGAAGUGGAUCCCUCAGGGGAACGAACAUUUGGGGUCAUGACAAAGCUUGAUUUGAUGGACAAGGGAACUAAUGCAUUGGAUGUUCUUGAAGGAAGAUCGUACCGGCUGCAAUAUCCUUGGGUUGGAAUUGUGAACCGUUCACAAGCUGAUAUAAAUAAAAACGUUGAUAUGAUCAUUGCAAGGCGCAAAGAGCGCGAAUACUUUGCAACUAGUCCUGAUUAUGGACACUUGGCCAGUAAAAUGGGUUCAGAAUAUCUUGCUAAACUUCUCUCAAAGCACUUGGAAUCUGUAAUUAGGGCUCGGAUACCAAGCAUCUUAUCUUUGAUAAACAAAACUAUUGAUGAACUCGAAGCAGAGAUGGACCAUCUUGGCAGGCCUAUUGCUGUUGAUGCUGGGGCUCAAUUGUACACCAUCUUGGAACUUUGUCGUGCAUUUGAUCGGAUUUUUAAGGAACAUUUGGAUGGAGGGCGACCUGGUGGUGAUCGCAUUUAUGGUGUGUUUGACAACCAGCUUCCUGCUGCUUUGAGGAAACUUCCAUUUGAUCGGCACCUUUCUAUUCAAAAUGUAAGGAAGGUUGUUUCAGAGGCAGAUGGUUAUCAGCCACACUUGAUUGCCCCAGAGCAAGGAUAUCGGCGUCUCAUUGAGAGUGCAUUGAAUUAUUUUAGAGGCCCAGCUGAAGCUUCUGUGGAUGCGGUUCAUUUUGUUUUGAAAGAACUUGUAAGAAAGUCUAUUGCAGAAACUCAGGAGUUGAAGCGUUUUCCAACUCUGCAAGCUGAAUUAGCAGCUGCUUCUGGUGAGGCCUUGGAGAAGUUCCGAGACGAGAGCAAGAAGACUGUUAUUCGGUUGGUGGACAUGGAAUCUUCAUAUUUGACUGUUGAGUUCUUUAGGAGGCUUCCUCAGGAAGUGGAAAAGGGGGGAAAUCCUGAUUCCACCAACGUUGACCGUUAUGCAGAGGGGCAUUUCAGGAGGAUAGGAUCAAAUGUUUCUUCUUAUAUUCAUAUGGUGUCUGAGACACUAAAAAUCACAGUUCCUAAAGCCGUGGUUUAUUGCCAAGUUAGGGAAGCGAAACAGUCAUUGCUCAACUACUUCUACACCCAGAUAGGGAAGAAAGAGGGUAAGCAGCUUGCACAGAUGUUAGAUGAAGACCCAGCAUUGAUGGAAAGAAGACAACAGUGUGCUAAAAGACUUGAAUUAUACAAGCAAGCGAGGGAUGAGAUUGAUUCUGUAUCCUGGACCCAUUGAGAGAUCGACUACUGGAUAUAUAUGACUUGUAUUAUAGCUACAGAGAUAAAUUAUUCUUAUUGAUUUUGUUCGUCACAUUCUCACUUCAUUAUUUAUUGUUAUGCAAUAUCCUUUUGAUAUUGCUAGUUGGAUUGAGACACUGUACUGGAUCUUGCUUUUGUUUUGAUCUUUGUGUAUUGUAUAUCUUUAGACCUGGCUUCCACUUUUAUUCAA